Messenger RNA from Angiostrongylus costaricensis, 1056 nucleotides. Lineage: Eukaryota; Metazoa; Nematoda; Chromadorea; Rhabditida; Metastrongylidae. The record is from the annotation of a GenBank genome assembly.
AUGUUCCAAGAAGGAGGGUGUGGCUUAACGCAAAAUAAACGUGCUUUAAACCUCUACGCAGAAGCUGCUGAAUUCGCAGCUGAAGCAAUGCAAGGAAAGUUAAUUCACAAAUACUAUGAGCAAGCUGAAAUGUCUGCUCUGAAGAUUUCGAAUAAAUACGCAAAUGGUUAUACCCUACAACGCUCACCAAUUCAAUGUGAAAUGAACUUUCGAGAACGCGCUUUACUUCAGCUGGGAGGCCUAUUUUUAUACUCUGUCCUACAGCUGGAUGAGAUCUUCGAUCCAGCUCCUCUUCAAAUUGAUGCAGUACCGUUUCGCUUAAGCCUUGAAAUUGUUUCGCCCAUUUUUGCAAGUGUGGUUCUAUUAGGGUGUUUCAAACAGCAAGGAUUUACUCCGGAAUUAUUGCACAUUAUUUGCGAUCGCUCUGUUUCUGAACUCAUACGGCUGUCUGCUGCUGUAUGCUUCAAAAAUAAUGUACACCGACAUUGGGAGGUUACUGAUGAUGAUACCGAUGACUCUACUGAUGAUUUUUAUUCUAAGCCAAAAAAAGAUACAGGUCCAGAAAGAUGUCUGUCGGAUGAGGACAAAGCUCUCAUCAGAGAGCAUAUCAUUGAUGCCGUUUGUGCUGCUGAUGAACCGCACAGAACUCUUCUUUGCACGGCUAUUCUACUGAUUUUGCAUGCCGAUUUCCCGAAAAACUGGCCAGAUUUUGCUGAGAAGCUUACAGCGAAAAUUCUCCAAGCUCCUAAUGCUUCGACGUUGGCUGUGGCUCUUCUUAUAGUACAUCGCUUUCUCAAAGUUCACAAAUGUCGUUAUCCACACUAUGCGGAAAAUCAAUAUGUUUUCACUGCAAGAAAUUUUUUAACAGAAUGGGCUCCUCUUGCUAUUGAAUCCUCACUGUUGAUUUUUAAUGCCGUUCGAAAUGAUGAAUACGUGCCGGGUAGAGAACUCAUCGAACAUGUGUUGUUCCCAAUAUUGUGCUAUGGCGAUGUUGCUGAAGAUAGGUGGAGAGAAGAUGUGGAGGAACCUAUUCGCUUCAGGUUUGGUAAGCACUAA